ACGAAGCAACAACAAUAGGACCACGUGUAGAGAUGGAGUCGAAAUUCACUGCCGUUGAUUACACCAUAUUUGGUCUCAUGUUGGCGGUGUCUAUAGGAAUCGGGAUCUACUGUGCCGUGAAGAGUCGGGGGAAGGAGUCAACGCAGGAGUAUAUGCUCGGGGGGAGGAACAUGUCGCCCUUACCUGUGGCCAUGUCACUUCUGGGUGGUGUUAUAUCAUCGAUAUCUAUACUAGGUAACUCCACAGAGAUGUACUUCUUUGGCACACAGCUGGCCACCUCCCUCCUGGGCUUCAUCCCCGGCACCAUCUUCCUCAACCAAGUGAUGCUGCCUGUCUUGUACAACCUCAAGAUCGUCUCUCUCAACGAGUAUUUAGAGAUAAGGUUCAAGUCCAGAGUUCUACGCACGGUAGGGACGGUGUGUCAGAUGGUGGUUAAAACGAGCCUCAUGGGGAUGGUUUUGUAUGCUCCCUCGCUGGCUCUCUCCACCGUCACCAACCUCUCCACACUCAGUUCUAUGAUCAUUAUGGGCGCCAUCUGUACUUUCUACAUUACCAUUGGAGGCGUGAAGGCUGUGGUGUACACGGACGUCAUGCAGACCCUCGUCAUGUUCCUGGGUGUGUUGGUGGUGGUGAUCAUCUGUUGUGUCGACCUCGGGGGUCUUGGUAACAUGUGGAGGAUCGCUAACGAGGGCAACAGGAUUGAGUUCUUCAACCUGGACAGCAGCCCCUUCGUCCGUCACACCUUCUGGUCGACCUUUGUCCUUGGCUUCUUCGUGAUGAUUGGUAGUAUUGGUCUCAACCAGGCCGUCUACCAGAGGUUCGCCUCCGUCUCCUCUCUACGUAUAGCUAAAAGGCUGAGCAUCUUCUUCCUGGUUGGGGUAUACUGCCUGUGGACUUUGUUCUUUCUCUCCGGCUUGGUUGCCUUCGCCACCUACAGCACGUGUGACCCCCUCACUUCCGGGAAGAUCACCAAACCAGACCAGAUCCUCCCCUUCUUGGUGACCGACAAACUGAGUCACCUUACAGGACUCGCUGGGGUGUUUGUGUCUGCGGUGUACGGUGGUGUACUGAGCUCUCUGUCCUCCACUGGUAACUCUCUCGCCUGCAUGAUCUGGGAGGAUUUCCUCAAGCACAGGCCAUACUUCAGUGGCCUCAGCAGUAAGAGUGCUACCAACGUCGUCAAGAUCAUCUCAUCCUUCACCGGGGUACUGGCGGUGAUCUUUGGCUUGCUGGUGGGCAGUUUAGGGAAUGUGUUUCACGUUAUCUUCAGCAUCACUUCAUCUGUCAUUGGACCACUGGCUGGACUUUACGUGACUGGCAUGUGUCUUCCCUGGGUCACAGCUAAGGGGGGCAUUGUGGGUAUUACCGUGUCCAUGACGUAUGGUUUGUGGAUAGUGGUGGGUAAGUUCAUCCGUGGGGGAGGAUCACCACCUCGUCUGCCCCUGUCCACAAGCGGGUGUCCGGAAGCCUUGUUCAACGCCUCCGUCAACGCCUUCCUCAACAUCACGACAGUGGGAGAUUCUCACCUGCCCACUUCUACCCUGAGUGAUGGUCUGCUACCCAUUACCACACUAGCCAACACCACUGGACUGGAGGGGUCCGCGGCCAAGACACCCUACGACGUCUCCUACUGCUACUCCGGCACCAUCUGUAUGAUAAUGACCAUGGUGAUAAGCAGCCUUGCGUCCCUGUGUACAGGACCAAAUCACCCCAAGGAGCUGGUGAGCGGCACUAUCAACCCGACCUGUGAGAAGCUUUACGUGAAGCUCUGGAAGUCAUUCGGGGGUCAAGGUGAAGCCUCUAGCACCAGGCACCGUGAGCUACAGGUUGAAGAAAGCUCUAUGAAGAUGCUGAACUCUGAUUCACCCCCCCUGAUCCCCCUAACAACACCCUGAAACACUUCCCUCACCCUACACACCUCCCUCACACUCAGACCUCCCUCACU
Molecule: messenger RNA, 1945 nt
Organism: Homarus americanus (American lobster)
Lineage: Eukaryota; Metazoa; Arthropoda; Malacostraca; Decapoda; Nephropidae
Product: sodium-coupled monocarboxylate transporter 1-like
Exons: 11
Coding region: 33-1895 (620 amino acids)
Biological process (GO): transmembrane transport; sodium ion transport
Cellular component (GO): membrane
Molecular function (GO): symporter activity
Source: RefSeq, a predicted model, not a curated record